ACAGAUUUCCAUUCAUUUUCAAAAGUUGUUGAUUCUGGCAGAUACAAAAAUAAACACACCAAAAUGUCCAACCUUGAAGAUUUCUUUUCCAAAAAGGAUCACAAAAAGUCAAAGAAAAAUUCCGAGUAUUUGGCAGCUGAGGAGCUGUACAAAACGCUCAAAGAAUCAACAAAGUUUUCAUCGGAAGACAACUCCAACCUGGAGGUUGACGUCCAAUCGGAAGAUGGGGAAGCUGAUUAUGCUAGAGACUCAGCACCUCUCAAGUUCGGGAUGCGUUUUUCAGAUGAGGCGCAUGACUUCACCGAGGAGAAUCGUGGUAAAUUUACGAAUGUGCCACGUGACAUACCUAAGGCCCUUGUCUCCACGGCACCUGGCCUAAUCUCUAACACUGGAGGUGAUGGCAUUGAUGUGGAAUUCAAUGAGAUCGUGCCAGCGACAUCAUGCCCCUGUCAGAAGCCGGAGCAGGCCAACCACGAGCCGGCCAAGCAGAGUGAACUUUCGGCCAAGAAACAUAUCUACAUUCCUCCGGCUCUCCGCCAGAGCCAGGGCGACUCUAAUAAACGCAAAGCUCUGCCGCAGCAGCGCAAGGUUCCCAGUCCAAUGCCGGACAAACCUCAAGCCCCCGAUCUCAAUAGUCUGGAGUACUUUCCGUCACUGAGCGGCUCAAAGAUAUUUAAGCGUCCCAAGUAGCAGAAAGAAUGUCUCUUUUCUUUAUGCUUGAAUUUAAGUUGAAGAUCAACCAACCAUCGCAUCC
This is a messenger RNA of Drosophila guanche, 754 nucleotides long. Its product is annotated as protein CDV3 homolog. Bases 64 to 690 code for a protein of 208 amino acids. The record is from RefSeq and is a predicted model, not a curated record. NCBI's taxonomy places the organism in Eukaryota, Metazoa, Arthropoda, Insecta, Diptera, Drosophilidae. The transcript has a single exon.